AUGCGUUUCUCCGUUCUCACUGCCGCUGGACUCAUCGGCGCUGCUGUCGCCGCCCCGGCGCCUGGCUCCGCCCCCCUCGCCUUUGACGAUGUCAUCGUCGUUGGCGAGGACGGCGCCCACACCGUCAUGAAGGCCGCCGAGUACGACGCCCUCGAGCGCCGCGCUGCUCUUCCCGUUGCUUCCUCCCCCUCCCUCGACGAUGUCCUCGCCCGCCGUGGCUGCGAAGAGUCCACCGAGGUCCAGGUCCUCUCGGACGAGCAGUUCCUCAACUGGGACGUCGCCGUCUCCCCUGUCGUCAGCGCCGCCGGCAACGACGUCGCCGUCUCUAUCGACAGCGGAUACUCCCUGUCCAACUCUGUCAGCGUUACCGCUGGCGCGAAAUACACCCUUGUCAAGGAUAUCCUCGACAUCUCUCUGUCCGUCAGCUACUCCCAGACCUGGACCACAACUCAGUCCCAGAACCUUCGUUUCACCGUUCCCGAUGGCCAGUACGGCCUCGUCGUCUCUCAGCCCAACGUCCGCCGUGUCAUCGGCAACGUCUUCUCCGGAUGCACCGACAGCCCCACCGUCACUGGCUUCACCUCGGACAGUUACUCUGACCAGUCCUACGGCAACCUCGCCUGGGUCAAGGGUGUCAUCCGCCUCUGCAAUAGCACCUCUUACCCCGUCCCCUACUGCAUCGGCCAGGGCGAGCACCGAUAA
This is a messenger RNA of Colletotrichum orchidophilum, 702 nucleotides long. RefSeq lists its product as uncharacterized. The record is from RefSeq and is a predicted model, not a curated record. The transcript has a single exon. Bases 1 to 702 code for a protein of 233 amino acids. Lineage: Eukaryota; Fungi; Ascomycota; Sordariomycetes; Glomerellales; Glomerellaceae.